Messenger RNA from Oncorhynchus mykiss (rainbow trout), 4345 nucleotides. It is a transcript of the gene ppp4r3b, whose product is annotated as protein phosphatase 4, regulatory subunit 3B. The record is from RefSeq and is a predicted model, not a curated record. Gene Ontology annotation, cellular component: protein phosphatase 4 complex; nucleoplasm. Gene Ontology annotation, biological process: DNA damage response; protein dephosphorylation. Lineage: Eukaryota; Metazoa; Chordata; Actinopteri; Salmoniformes; Salmonidae. Gene Ontology annotation, molecular function: protein phosphatase activator activity.
GGGGAAGAAAAAGAUCGGAUUACAAGAUGGCGGUCUGUGGACGAUAGUGAAGAGGCCGUCGUAGUUGUUUUCAACGGUGAAUUUUACAGUUCGAUAGAUAUCCUGCUUUCUGCGGGUAAAAAAAAAACAAUCAGCCGCGUAAUAUGUUCAUUAAUUAGCACAUUAUUGUAAAUCAUACUCAGAUGUAUGUCUGGGACAUGCGGGUAGAAACACGUUUGAAGCUCGGGGAUAAGAACAUAGCUAGACAACUAUUUUAAAGAUCGGGUGAACUAACGUUAGUGUUGGCUUGCUAACGCGUUAGUUUUUCCUCAAGGUAACUAUGUCGGAUACUCGGCGGCGUGUGAAAGUAUACACGCUGAAUGAAGACCGACAGUGGGACGACAGGGGCACAGGACAUGUCUCGUCUACCUUUGUCGAACGACUAAAGGGAAUAUCAUUAUUAGUUCGGGCCGAAUCCGACGGCUCACUUCUUCUGGAGUCUAAAAUCAGCCCAAAUACUGCAUAUCAAAAACAACAAGAUACUCUGAUCGUGUGGUCUGAAGCAGAGAACUAUGAUCUGGCUCUGAGUUUUCAGGAAAAAGCUGGCUGUGAUGAAAUCUGGGAAAAGAUUUGUCAGGUGCAGGGAAAAGACCCUGCGCUGGAGAUCACCCAGGACCCCAUCGAUGAGUCUGAGGAGGAGCGCUUCGAGGAGAUGCCAGAGACCAGCCACCUGGUGGAGCUGCCUCCAUGCGAGCUAGCCCGGCUGGAGGAGAUCGCUGACCUUGUGACUUCUGUCCUGUCCUCGCCCAUCCGCCGGGAGAAACUGGCCCUAGCCCUUAUGAGCGAAGGUUACAUGAAGAAGCUACUGCAGCUCUUCCAGGUGUGUGAAGACCUGGACAACCGUGAGGGCCUACAUCAUCUGUAUGAGAUUGUGCGUGGCGUGCUUUUUCUCAACAAGGCGGCUCUGUUCGAGGUCAUGUUCUCAGACGACUGCAUCAUGGACGUAGUGGGCUGCCUGGAGUACGACCCGGCGCUGGUGCAGCCCAAAAGGCACCGCGAGUUCCUCACCAAGACGGCCAAGUUCAAGGAGGUGAUCCCCAUCACGGACUCAGAGCUACGGCAGAAGAUCCACCAGACGUACCGUGUGCAGUACAUCCAGGACAUCAUCCUUCCCACUCCUUCUGUCUUCGAAGAGAACUUCCUUUCCACCCUCACAUCCUUCAUUUUCUUCAACAAGGUGGAGAUAGUCAGCAUGCUGCAGGAGGAUGAGAAGUUCCUCACUGAAGUCUUUGCACAGCUAACGGAUGAAGCCACAGAGGACGGUAAAAGGAGGGAACUAGUGAACUUCUUCAAAGAAUUUUGUGCUUUUUCACAAACCUUGCAACCGCAAAAUAGAGAUGCUUUCUUCAAGACUCUGGCGAAUCUAGGCAUUCUUCCUGCUCUUGAAAUAGUCAUGGGGAUGGACGACCUGCAAGUGAGGGCUGCAGCCACAGACAUAUUCUCAUACCUGGUGGAGUUCAGCCCCUCCAUGGUCCGAGAGUUUGUUAUGCAGGAGCCACAGCAGACUGAUGAUGAUGUGCUGCUGAUCAACGUGGUGAUAAAGCAGAUGAUCUGUGACUCGGACCCUGAGCUGGGGGGUGCUGUGCAGCUGAUGGGGCUCCUACGUACACUGAUUGACCCAGAGAACAUGCUGACGCCCACCAAUAAAACGGAGAAGACCGAGUUCCUCAGCUUCUUCUACAAGUACUGCAUGCAGGUCCUAACAGCCCCUCUAUUGGCCAACACUGUAGACGAGAAGAAGUCCAAAGCUCUGCAAGAGGGAUCCACCAAGAUCAACCCAGUGUGUCCUGAUAAUUUCCAGACAGCUCAACUCCUGGCUUUGAUUCUGGAGCUGCUGACAUUCUGUGUUGAGCACCACACGUACCACAUAAAGACAUACAUCAUGAACAAGGACCUGCUACGACGAAUCCUGGUGCUAAUGAACUCUAAACACACCUUCCUGGCGCUGUGUGCUCUGCGCUUCAUGAGGAGGAUAAUUGGGCAGAAGGAUGAGUACUACAACCGCUAUAUUAUCAAAGGGAACCUGUUUGAGCCAGUCAUCAACACUCUGCUGGACAAUGGCACUAGAUACAACCUCCUAAACUCAGCCAUCAUCGAACUCUUUGAGUUCAUCAAAGUUGAGGAUGUUAAGUCCCUGAUAGCACACAUCAUAGACAACUACUACAAAGCACUUGAAUCCAUUGAAUACGUCCAGACGUUCAAGGGCCUAAAGGGCAGAUAUGAGCAGGAGAAGGACCGACAGACCCUGAGACUCAACAGAUAUCGUAGGGAUGCCCGAACGCUGGACGAGGAUGAGGAAAUGUGGUUCCAUGAAGAUGAGGAUGAUGACGAAGGAGAGGCUGUUGAGAAAAGUAGGCCAGAGGAAGAGUUCCCAGAGAGCUACGGAAAGUAUAUGGAAGCAAAAAAAGUUAAAGAGAGUGACGACAAAGAGAACUUCCCAACGCAGACCCCAACUGGCAGCUUUAAGUUUACCUUCUCUCAUUCUGCAGGGGCUGCCAACGGUGCCAACGGAAAGCCAGCUGCCUCACACGCCGCCUCAGCCAGUCCCAACGGCUCCCCAGCCAAGUCGGACGCGACACCCGGCACCCUGGUAGUCAAGGUGAGCUUUCCCUGUCAACUGCCAUUCUAAUUGCCAAGACUGCGAUGGUCGGCCUUGUAGACUACCCUGACGACGAAGACGAGGAGGAAGAAGACGAAGAGCAGUCGCCACGGAAACGUCCCCGUCUGGGCUCCUAAGCCAGUGAAAUCGUCUGGUCUUGGUCAGCUGUGCCACAGUCACAGUCCACUGGACAGAGACCACUCCCACCUUCCUACCCUGCCCCCCCUGCUCCUACGUCCCCAUAUCUGGCCUGUGGACCAGAGAGGUUGAACAGUGCAAUGGUUUCCCUGUUGGUCCAGCAGGGGCGCUGCACUUCACCCAAACCUCAGUCGCUCUACAGAAGGGGGAGCAGGUGCUAAUGGGAGAGCCAGUCAGGCUAGCAGGACUAGCCGCUUAGUAAUGGAAGCUUGAUUGGCUGACCCUACAGAACUGUUCCUUUGGGUUGGGUGGAGGGAACUAGGCAAAGAGGGGGGAUAAGUAACAACAAAAAAAAACGAACCUACAGAAAACAAAAGUUUCUUAGUUCUGAGGAGCAGGACUCAACUGUCGAAGCUGGGGCUGCAUUGCCGAGGCUCACACACAACUAGUCAGGAAUCCACUAUUCAUGAGUUUAAAAGUACUGUACAGGUUGUUGUUUUCAUCAUAUGCCCCUUAAGUGAUUUUAAAAAGGGGAGAGCUAUACCUGCCAGUGUAUUUUUUUUAUUUUUUUGCUGCACAAAUGGUGGGACCACUGUUCACCCUUAAUUAAAUUCAUUGUAGAAAGCAAUUCUGGUAUUAAACUGCAGUAAAGUCAUUUUUGCAGCUCACUGAGAAUGUCUGAAGUUUGUGUAUUCAGGGGCUUUGACUCACUGGCUCCAGCAGGUAUGUAUCUUGUUUUAAAAGAACAGAAACCCUUCUCAGUGGUACAUACUACCGGUGAUCCAGUUCAGUACUCCUGAUGGGUUGAGUUUGUUGCUAGCACACAUCCUGUUGGUCAGAACAUAUUUCAAUCCAAAAUUGCAGCAGUGGUGGCUAGACCAGCUACUGCCAUUUAUAUAGACCAGGGAUGCCCCCUCAUCCCCAUGUUUGUUGUUGAACAGUGUGGGUCUCAAUUUACUGUUGGGUUAGAAUAGUAGAAUACACUAGGUGCAAUUUUGUUGCAUCAGUAGUUUCUCUUCUGACAGUCACUCAAUUAGCCCAUGUUGACAAUUGGUAAAUUAGUCUAGGCCAGCUAUCUAAACUUGUGGUCAUGGUUGAAUUACCUACCGGGUGCCCCAUUUUAAUAUAUCUGAUGAUCAACUGCAAACGCAUCCACCCUUUUACAAAAUGUGUAGAUAGGGGCUGCUAAAUUGUUUUGCUUGCAAGGUGGGUGUAACAAUUUAGCUUCGGCACCCAAAGGGCCAGGGCCUACUCUGACUGAAUCUGUGGGUAUGGAUGUGUGUAAGCAGACCUGCGAGCCGUUGCGGCCCCGCUUGUUCAGAUUUUGGGUGGCCCCUACCCCCAGCUAUUGCCUAUCCCUGAUAGACGUAGUUUGAGAUGUCAGGAAGAGGUGGAAAGCAUUUGUCGGAGUACGUACAGCAUCUGUGAAUGCCCAAAUGUAAUUUCAAAUGUCUAGAGGUUUUUCUCCCUGAAAAAUGUGUACAAAGUGCAUUUACUACCACUAUCUCCAUUCUAACAUUUUGUAUACAGUUGAUACGUUUUCAGAUUAAAUGUGACCCUGGCAUUAAA